Molecule: messenger RNA, 3150 nt
Organism: Mercurialis annua (annual mercury)
Lineage: Eukaryota; Viridiplantae; Streptophyta; Magnoliopsida; Malpighiales; Euphorbiaceae
Exons: 7
Coding region: 1-3150 (1049 amino acids)
Molecular function (GO): nucleic acid binding; RNA-DNA hybrid ribonuclease activity
Source: RefSeq, a predicted model, not a curated record
AUGAUUGAAGAUUUGAACGAUGAUACUGCCAUCGACGCUAUGAAAGACAACACCACCAUGCAAGUCUUCCGAGAUAGCUUGAUCGCCAACCUGGUUGACAUUUACACCGAGUUGAUGGACAGGGCUUGGAAUUAUAUCAACCUCGAUGAGGAGAGGCAAAGGAAAGUUUAUGGGAUGGUUAGCUCGGCACCCAGUAAGCCGCAGAGCACUCUGGGAUCUAACCGUAGUCAAGAUCGGUACCGACCUCUGAACGAGACUUCGGGAUACAGGGGAAGCAAGUCAUUUAGCGCUCAACCCAGUUCGCCUAGCACGGGGCCUGGUACAAAGCCGAGUUUCAGCAUUGGGGGAGGUACGGAAGGAUAUGUGGACCGAGCAGGGGUACCCAGACAAUAUGUACCGCUCAAUACUCCGAGGGAGCAGAUUUUAUCUUGGAUCAAGCACAAUAAUGAGGAGAUUCGUUAUCCCCCGAGUCUGGUGAAAGACGUAGAUCGGUCCAAAUUCUGUGAAUUCCAUGAUGGCUAUGGCCAUGAAACAGAAGAAUGUGGACGCUUGCGAAGUGAGAUAGACAAGCUGGUUUGCCAGGGACGGCUACAACACUUCGUGGUUGCCAAGGAGGGGGGAAGCAGGGAAGCCCAACCCCCAGCAAAGAAAACACAAGUCACAGGGGUGAUUAACACAAUCUCAGGAGGAACCUUGGAAUCUGAAUAUAGCCGAAAACGCCGAAAGAAAAAGCAAAAGAUGGUCAUGUCAGUGUCUGCAGGAUCGCCAUGGCCUAGUAUUAUUUUCGGGCCAGAGGACGCGAAGGGGGUAGAGUUUCCCCACGAAGACGCUUUGAUCGUAUCAACUAUUGUCGGAUCGAAAUGGGUAAAACGACUGCUGGUAGAUGAUGGUAGCUCAGUUAACUUAUUGACUUUGUCAGUAUUUUUGACGCUGGGAGGAUCCAAAACUGAUCUUAAACCAGUGAACAUCCCUCUCCUGGGACUGGGUGGAGCUCCGGUCUGCCCAGAAGGCAUGGUCGAGCUGGACUUGGAGCUCGGAGUCGAAAUACCUCAGAUGGACGGAACAGAGGUGACUAGUAUUCAUUACUUAAUGAUGAAAAUCCCAGUAGAAAAUGAGGUCAUAACUAUUAGGGGAAAUCAAACCUUGUCUCGGCAAUGUUACAUGGCAAAAAUGGGCAGCACGGUGGAAAUGAUGAACAUCGAUACACCGGAGCUGCUCCUCAGAGAGAAAAAGGCUCAGAAACCCCGGGAAAACUUAAAAACAAUUGAAAUAACAGAGGGCUCCGAGAUGUGUGUGAAGCUGGGAGUAGAUUGGCCAAAUGAGCACAGAGAAACUAUCAUAGCUCGGAUAAAACAGUACGUGGAAGAGUUUACCAACAAGCCAGAGGAUAUCGGGGGGGUAGACCCGAGGAUAAUCUCGCACAAGUUAAAUGUAGAUGCUAAGUGCAAGCCUGUCAAGCAAAAGAAAAGAACUUUCUCUCUAGAGAAACAGAUUGCUAUCCGAGAUGAAGUGGAAAAGCUUUUGAAAGCCGGGUUCAUCAGGAUAGUAAAUUACCCAGAGUGGCUGGCCAAUGUGGUUUUAAUCAAGAAAUCUAAUGGCAAAUGCAGGCUUUGUAUAGAUUUCACCGAUCUAAACAAUGCUUGCCCGAAAGACAGUUUCCCUCUGCCGAACACCGACCAACUGGUAGAUGCAACAUGUGGUUUCACAGUCUAUGCAUUCUUAGAUGCUUCUCAGGGAUACCACCAAAUUCCGAUGAACAAGGAUGAUGAGGAAAAGACAGCAUUCACCACAGAUCUGGGGACAUAUUGCUACAAGAAGAUGCCUUUUGAUCAACUGGGCAAGAACGUCGAGGUUUAUGUAGAUGACAUAGUCGUGAAAUCCAGAGGGAUCGAGGAUCACGCAGGGGACCUGGCAAAAACUUUUGAAAAGCUGAAGAAGUUCAACCUUAAAUUGAACCCGGAGAAGUGUGUUUUCGCAGUUCGGUCUGGGAAGUUUCUUGGGCACCUCAUCUCAGAGAAAGGUAUCGAGGCGAACCCGGAGAAAAUCGAGGCAGUAAUGAACAUGAAAGCCCCUAACUCGAAUUUCAAGUGGACAGAGGAGUGCAACGAAGCUUUUGAAGAGUUGAAGGUUUACCUCAGCACACCCCCGGUGCUAGGUAGACCCGAGCGAGGAGAAAUCUUGUACUUAUAUCUCUCGGUGAAUGAUGAGACGGCAGCGGCAGUCCUGGUCAAGGAAGAUAAAGUGGCAGCAGAAAAACUAAGGAGAUAUUUUGAAGCUCACAUCAUAGUAGUACGGACAAACCAACCUCUGAGAAAGGCGUUGCAAAGGCCAGAAAUGUCAGGACGACUGGUCAUCUGGUCGGUCCAGUUGGGAGGAUACGACAUCCGGUAUGAACCGAGACCUUCUCUGAAAGCACAGGUACUAGAAGUCGAUGGAGCAUCAAAUCUGGAAGGAUCUGGAGCAGGCGUGGUCCUGAGAGGGCCUCAUGGAGUUACACUCCGGAGCUCGGUAAAAUUCGAUUUCCCGGCGUCCAAUAACGCCGCGGAAUAUGAGGCUCUGCUGAUCGGAUUGAGAAUGGUAAAUGUGGUCAAAGCCGAGCAUGUAACGAUAAGGAGCAAUUCUCAGUUGGUUGUUUGUCAAAUUUUGGGUACUUUUGAAGCUCCGGAUCCAGAGAUGCGAAGAUACGUUGACAGAGUCAAGUUCUUUUUAAACAAGAUUCAGGAGCUCGGGGGGAAAUGGGUGAUAGAGAAAGUUCCCCGCUUGGAAAAUCAAGAAGCCGACGUACUAGCCAAAGCGGCAACAGUGGAUGAAAAGAUACACGGGGUCCAUUUCUCGGUUCAAAAGCAUUCCAGCAUCGACAACCAUGAAACCAUCUUUCUGACCCAGCCUUUGGAGAAUUGGAUGCAAGGCAUAGCCCAUUACCUGAUGGACGGAACUCUGCCGGAGGACAGAGACAAUGCAUACAAAAUCCUGGGACAAGCCCCUUACUAUGCUUUUCUCGACGGAGUCUUGUACAGGAAGUCAUUCACCUAUCCCUGGUCGAGAUGCCUAACGACAGAGGAGGGCGAGUAUGUUCUGAGAGAAAUACACGAAGGUAUCUGUGGGGCACACAUAGCUCCUCGAAUGUUGGCAAAGAAAGCAGUUCUGUAG